Messenger RNA from Cynara cardunculus var. scolymus (artichoke), 885 nucleotides. Its product is annotated as ATP-dependent DNA helicase PIF6-like. The transcript has a single exon. The record is from RefSeq and is a predicted model, not a curated record. Gene Ontology annotation, molecular function: ATP binding; helicase activity. Lineage: Eukaryota; Viridiplantae; Streptophyta; Magnoliopsida; Asterales; Asteraceae. The coding region runs from base 1 to 885 and encodes 294 amino acids.
AUGAGGCUAACUGCAAACAGUGAGAUUUCAGAAAUUGAACAAACAAGGGAUUUUGCAAAAUGGAUUUUGGACUUAGGAGAAGGAAAAGUUGGAAGUGAUAACGAUGGUGAAGCAGUUAUUGAGAUACCUCAUGAUCUUCUCAUUACCGAUUCCGUUGAUCCUAUAUUUGCAUUAAUCGAAUUUGUCUAUCCCUCAAUUCUUGAAAACAUCAACAACUCAACUUAUUUUCAAGAACGAGCAAUACUUGCACCAAAAAAUGAAGUCGUUCAAGAAGUAAAUGAUUGUUUGUUGUCAUUGUUUUCAGGAGAAGCAAAGGAGUAUUUAAGUUCAUAUAUGCUAUGUGAAUCAGAGCACCUUCAUGAUGAGUUUGAUAAAACUUUGUACUCUCCUGAUGUUUUAAAUGGUCUUAAAUUAUCAGGGAUACCAAAUCAUAAGAUUUUACUAAAAGUUGGUGUUCCUAUCAUGUUACUUAGGAAUAUUGGUCAAAAAUCUGGAUUAUGUAAUGGAACUAGACUGCGGGUGUUAACAUUGGGAAAUCGAGUGAUAGAAGCACAAGUUAUAUCUAGAAGCAAUAUUGGAAGUCGUACAUUCAUUCCAAGAAUGUCUUUAACGCCUACAGACAAAAGGAUAUCAUUCGAAUUUCAAAGGAGACAGUUUCCAAUUGUUGUAUGUUUUGCCAUGACCAUUAAUAAGAGCCAAGGACAAUCAUUAUCAAAAGUUGAUUUAUUUCUAAGACAAUCGGUCUUCACCCAUGGCCAGUUAUAUGUUGCUUUAUCCAGAGUCAAAAGCAAGCAAUGUUUGAAAGUACUAAUUAUGGAUGAUGAUGGUAUUAUUGACAGUAAAACAACGAAUGUUGUAUAUAAAGAAGUGUUUGGUAGUAUAUGA